This is a messenger RNA of Salvia miltiorrhiza (redroot sage), 3462 nucleotides long. Its product is annotated as kinase-interacting protein 1. Gene Ontology annotation, molecular function: actin binding. The transcript has 2 exons. Bases 246 to 3320 code for a protein of 1024 amino acids. The record is from RefSeq and is a predicted model, not a curated record. Lineage: Eukaryota; Viridiplantae; Streptophyta; Magnoliopsida; Lamiales; Lamiaceae.
UUGGAAAGUUGAGGAACAAGGCAAAAAAGGUGGCAGCUGGUUUGGUGGCCGCCACGUUGGUAGUUUGGUAUAUUAAUGUCGAGUUGAAAUGCCCCAAAAUAGAUUCUUCAUUCUUGAACCGAGAAUUCCUCGUAGCCCAUUAUGCUUCUCUUAACCCAAAAUUAAGCCUCUGUUUUGGAUAACACAUUUUUGGCAAGCUUUGCUUUGUGUUGUUGAGGGAUUGAUGCGGAAAGAGAGAAUCGGAGAUGUUGCAGAGAGCUGCGAACCAUGCGUAUUCAUGGUGGUGGGCCAGCCACAUUCGGACUAAGCAAUCCAAAUGGCUCGAGCAGAGCCUUCAAGACAUGGAAGAGAAGGUACAAGGCAUGCUCCAGCUGAUCGAAGGCGACGGAGACUCGUUCGCGAAGAGGGCUGAGAUGUACUACCGGAGGCGGCCGGAGCUGAUCUGCGCCGUGGAGGAAGCCUACAAGGUCUUCCGCGCUCUGGCCGAUCGCUACGACCUCCUCUCCAAAGACUUCCAAAAUGCCAACCACACAAUCGCUACUGUGUUCCCGGAGCAGGUGCAGUUUGGCAUGGCAGACGACGACGACAUCCCCAAGAUCCCCGACAACUUCGUCAUCCCGGAGAUGAACAUCAACAUGUCCAAGAUCCCUCAAGUCCCCAAGGCUCCUGCCAGGGAUCUCAAAACCAUCAUCUCCAAGGCUUCCAAGCAGUUUCAGGUGAAGAAGCUCAAGGCACAGAGCCGUCAGAAGUCGGUUGUCAAAUCGGGGCUCUCCAAAGAGGAAGCCCUCGAAGAGAUCAACAAGCUGCAGAAAGAGAUCCUCUCCCUGCAGACCGUCAAGGAGUUUGUCAAGAGCUCUUACGAGAGCGGCAUUGCAAAGUAUUGGGGCAUCGAGAGCCAAGUGAUGGAGAUGCAUCAGAAGAUAUCGAGGCUGCAAGAUGAGUUCAAUAUGGACAGUGUGAUCGAGGAUGAGGAGGCUCGUACCCUCAUGGCUGAGGCGGCGCUGAAAUCGUGCCAGGAGACGCUUGCCAUGCUGCAGGAGAAGCAGGAGAAGACUGCUCUUGAGGCUAUGGACGAGUACCAGAGGAUUGAGGCCUCCUGUGAGCGCCUCCGCUCUCUCCGGGAGAAGUACAUGCUCGAAGCACCUGCGGGAGGCGGGGAUUUAUCGCGCAACUUCAGUCAAGACGUGGCUGAGUUGCUGCAGGAGACCAAGGAGCUCGAGGAGCUGCCUGAGAAACUGGAGGAGACCUUAGACACCAGCGCCUUGGCUCAGCUCUCCGUCAGCCAAUUGGCAGACAAGAUUGAUCUGCUAGUCAAUAAGGUCAUCACCUUAGAAACUGCCGUCUCAUCUCAGACUGUUCUUGUCAACACCUUGAGGUCCGAGAAUGAUGACCUAAAUGCGCAGAUCCGGACUUUGGAGGAGGAGAAUGAGAGCCUUGGUGUUGACGCUCACAGCUUGAGCUCCAAGGUCAUUCAAAUGGAGGAGAAGCUCAACAAGGUGCAAGAUUUGAACAAGAACGUCGAGAGCCGCAACACUACUCUUCAAACCAACUUUGCUAAAGCCAAAACGAGCAUUGAUACUCUUGCGGAGAAGCUCAGUAGUGUGAAGGUGGAGGAUGAUCUUGGGGCUUCUUCUGAACUUGAUAAUGUCUCUGCUGAACCCAAUACUACGAGCCCCGACCACCCUUCCGAGAAUGUGAGUGCUCCCAAGGAAGAGGAGGAGCAUACGAGCCCUCAAAAUCCUGCAGAGACACUAGAUGAAGUGGGGGAGGCCUUUGCAGAUGCUGAUGAUCAUCUCUCAACGGAGCUAGGCAGUGUCGAGGCAGGUGGAGAGGAUGAGAGACGGAGCAGUUCAAAGUCGGAUGAGGAGGCGAGAAGUUUGAAGGGAGACCAAGACGUAGAGAAGCUGAGUAGUGCAGAGGGAGAGGGCGGCGCAAAUGAUGAAGCGGUGGAGAAUGGCUCAGAGAGUGGUGUGAAGGAAGAAGAGAAAGAGGUGGUGAUGAAAGAUGUAAGAGAAAUAGGAGAAGAAGAAGAAGAAGGCGCGAAGAGGAGGAUACGGCGCUCCGUCUCAUCCGUGCACGACCAAGAACACCACGUUGAGAGUGGCAUAAGAAAAGCAUCAUCCUUCUCCAACCGUAAAACAAUGCUGGAGAUUCUGCAGGAAGAAUCCGAAGAAUCUUUCCAAAACAGAGCGAAAAGCAGAGCGAAAGAGAAAGAGAAAGAGAAAGACGAAGACGACAUCAGCUGGCAGCAGAUUCUCCUGAGUGGAAUGGAGGACAGAGAGAAGAUCCUCCUAAAGGAAUACACGACAAUCCUGAGGAACUACAAGGAGGUGAAGAAGAAGCUGAACGAGGUGGAGAUGAAAGAAAGGGACAGCCAGUUCGACACCACCCUACAGAUGAGAGAGCUGAAGAAGGCCAUCUCCAGAAGGGAUGAAGAAAUCAUCACUCUCCGCAGAAGGCUAAGCAGUGUGGAAGGAGACGCGAACCUCAAAGAAGACAACUUGCCCAUCUCAGAAGACGACGCCCUCAGCCAAGAAGGCGAGCUUCUCAGCCUCACCAAGGACAUCAAGGGCCCCCCCUUGACAGACGGCAACGACGACACAGGGGUUGUGUUCAUGGCCAAGAGCCCCUCCCUCUCGCGAGUGGAGGAGAAGCUCCGCACGGACAUCGACGCCAUACUGGACGAGAACUUGGAUUUCUGGUUCAGAUUCAGCACGGCAUUCCACCAGAUACAGAAGUUCAAGACGGAGGUGAGAGACCUGGAAGAGGAGAUGUCGAAACUGCGGGAGAAACGCAAGGCGGACACGCAGCUCAAGUCGGAGGUGGUGCCCAUCUUCAAGCACUUGAGGGACAUACAGAGGGAGCUGACGGUGUGGCUGGAGCAGAGCGCGCCGCUCAAGGACGAGCUGAGCAACAGGUUCUCGUCGCUCUGCACCAUACAGGAGGAGAUCACCAAGGCGCUCAAGGAGGGCGUGGAGGAGGAUGAGAUCAGGUUCAGCAGCCACCAGGCGGCCAAGCUGCAAGGGGAGGUGCUCAACAUGAAGCAGGAGAAUGAGAAGGUGAGGGAGGAGCUGGAGGCCGGCCUCGAUCACGUCAGCAUGCUCCAGCUGCAGAUCGACAAGACGUUAACGCUGCUCGAUGACGAGUUUGGCAUCUCCGAGCAGUCCGAGCACAGACAUAAAGUGCCUCUCAGAUCCUUCAUCUUUGGUAAUAAGUCCAAGAAGCCUAAGAAUUCUCUCUUCUCAUGCAUGCAUCCUAGUAGGAAAUACCAGGUCCUUAGAGCUGGGAUUCGCCUCUCCAAUCAUACUAAUUCUUCUUGAAAAUUCAACUCUACUGCAUUUUAUUCCUUAUUAUCAAACAAUAUUUUCUUUCUUCUUUCUUCCACUUGGACAGCAACUUGGUGUUUUUUGUCUUCAUGUUGCUAACUCUUGUUGUAAUAAACAUUCUCGCUUUUGCUGCUAA